Malus domestica (apple) is the source of this 3432-nucleotide messenger RNA. Its product is annotated as vacuolar protein-sorting-associated protein 11 homolog. Gene Ontology annotation, molecular function: protein-macromolecule adaptor activity; protein binding. Gene Ontology annotation, cellular component: HOPS complex; endosome. NCBI's taxonomy places the organism in Eukaryota, Viridiplantae, Streptophyta, Magnoliopsida, Rosales, Rosaceae. Gene Ontology annotation, biological process: intracellular protein transport; endosome organization; organelle fusion. The record is from RefSeq and is a predicted model, not a curated record.
UUGCUCAUCCGAAUUACCGUUAUUCUUCUGGGACGGCCGUACAACCCGACCCGAUUACCUGAGAAAAGGAGGAAGACGAAUUUCAGGGUAAGAGAGAGAGAGAGAGAGAGAGAGAGAGAGAGAGAGAGAGAGAAAGGUAUUGUCUUUCUGAGUUUUUGGCGCCAAGUAUUCGGCUUUUGGCCGCCGAUCUCAGCUCGAGAAAUCAGCGCCGUCCGAUCCGGCGAGCUCGUUAAAUUUGCUGAAAAAACCGAAAAGAGCUUCUCGAAAUGUACCAGUGGAGGAAAUUCGAGUUCUUCGAGGAGAAAUUGGCGGGAAAGUGCGCGAUUCCCGAGGAGGUGGAAGGGAAGAUCGAGUGUUGCUCGAGCGGCAGAGGGAAGGUGGUGAUCGGCUGCGACGACGGCACCAUCAGCUUCCUGGACCGCGGCCUCAACUUCAGCUACGGAUUCCAAGCUCACUCCUCCUCCGCGCUCUUCCUUCAGCAGCUCAAGCAACGCAACUAUUUGGUGACAAUUGGAGAAGAUGAACAAAUUACUCCGCAGCAAUCGGCAAUGUGCCUCAAGGUUUUCGACCUGGAUAGAAUGCAGUCCGAGGGCACGAGCUCAAGCACAACGAGCCCUGAUUGCAUUGGAAUCUUGCGGAUAUUCACCAACCAAUUUCCUGAAGCAAAGAUUACAUCAUUUUUGGUACUAGAGGAGGCACCUCCGAUACUGCUUAUAGCUAUUGGCUUGGAUAAUGGUUCGAUUUACUGCAUUAAAGGGGAUAUUGCUCGAGAACGAAUCACCCGGUUUAAGCUUCAGGUGGAAAUCCAUUCUGACAAGAGCCAGUCCUCAAUUACGGGACUGGGGUUCAGAGUGGACGGUCAAGCUCUUCAGUUGUUUGCUGUAACUCCUUCCUCUGUGAGCUUGUUCAUCUUGCAGAAUCAACCCUCAAACACAAGGCGGCAGACCCUAGAUCAGAUUGGAAGUAAUAUGAACAGUGUUGCAAUGAGUGAUCGCUUGGAGUUGAUAAUUGGUCGACCUGAGGCCGUGUAUUUUUAUGAAGUUGAUGGGCGUGGACCAUGUUGGGCUUUUGAAGGAGAAAAGAAAUUUUUAGGGUGGUUUCGUGGAUACCUUCUUUGUGUUAUUGCAGAUCAAAGAAAUAACAGCAACACUUUCAACAUUUAUGACUUGAAGAACCGUUUAAUCGCUCACAGCCUAGCGGUCAAAGAGGUUUCUCACAUGCUUUGUGAAUGGGGUAACAUAAUACUUAUCAUGGCUGACAAAUCAGCUUUGUGCAUUGGGGAGAAGGAUAUGGAGAGCAAGUUAGAUAUGCUCUUUAAGAAGAAUCUUUAUACUGUUGCCAUCAACCUUGUUCAAAGUCAGCAAGCGGAUGCUGCCGCAACUGCAGAAGUGCUGAGAAAGUAUGGGGAUCAUCUAUAUAGCAAGCAAGAUUAUGAUGAGGCAAUGGCACAGUAUAUCCAUACCAUUGGUCACCUCGAGCCUUCUUAUGUGAUACAGAAGUUUCUAGAUGCACAACGAAUCUACAACCUUACAAAUUACUUGGAAAAAUUGCAUGAGAAGGGGCUUGCUUCCAAAGAUCAUACCACUCUUCUACUGAAUUGCUAUACGAAAUUGAAAGAUGUUGACAAACUAAAUGUGUUCAUUAAAAGUGAGGAUGGUGUUGGGGAACAUAAAUUUGAUGUGGAGACUGCAAUAAGAGUCUGCCGUGCCACCAACUACCAUGAGCAUGCAAUGUAUGUUGCUAAAAAGGCUGGGAAGCACGAAUGGUACUUAAAGAUCUUACUUGAAGAUCUUGGCCGAUAUGAGGAAGCUUUGCAAUAUAUUUCAAGCCUUGAACCAAGCCAAGCUGGAGUGACAGUGAAAGAGUAUGGUAAGAUUCUUAUAGAGCACAAGCCUGUGGAAACAAUUGAGAUACUCAUGAGGCUGUGCACUGAGGAUGGUGAAUCAUCCAAGAGAGGAGCCGCUAAUGGUUCAUACCUGACAAUGUUGCCAUCUCCGGUUGAUUUUCUCAACAUCUUCACCCAUCAUCUUCCCUGGCUUAUGGAUUUUCUUGAAAAAUAUACCGACAAGGUCAAGGACUCUCCUGCACAAGUAGAAAUCCAUAACACGCUCUUGGAGUUGUACUUGUCCACUGACUUGAGCUUCCCAUCAAUAUCACAAGCUAGCAAUGGUGAAGAUCUUAAUCUCAGGGCUAGAUCAGGUGCAGCUGCAACAUCAAGAAGCCAGUCCAAUGGGAAAUUGAUUGCUGAUACCAAAGAUUCAAACAAGGAAAAGGACCGUUUUGAAAAGCAACAGAAAGGGCUACGACUUCUUAAGAGUGCAUGGCCAUCUGACCUGGAAUUUCCGCUUUAUGAUGUUGACCUUGCCGUAAUUCUUUGUGAAAUGAAUGCAUUUAAGGAAGGCCUGUUGUAUCUCUAUGAAAAAUUGAAACUGUAUAAAGAGGUGAUUGCUUGCUACAUGCAAGCUCAUGACCAUGAGGGUUUGAUUGAUUGCUGCAAACGACUAGGGGAUUCAGGGAAGGGUGGGGACCCCACUCUUUGGGCAGAUCUGCUAAAAUAUUUUGGUGAACUUGGAGAAGAUUGCUCCAAAGAAGUGAAGGAAGUUUUGACAUAUAUAGAAAGGGAUGACAUAUUGCCUCCUAUUAUUGUUCUUCAAACUUUGUCCAGAAAUCCAUGUCUCACACUCUCUGUCAUUAAGGAUUACAUUGCCAGAAAGCUUGAACAAGAAUCAAAGCUGAUCGAAGAGGACCGUCGAGCAAUUGAAAAGUAUCAGGAAACCACAUCUGCAAUGAGAAACGAAAUUCAGGAUCUUAGGACAAAUGCCAGAAUCUUUCAGCUCAGCAAGUGCACUGCAUGCACUUUCACCCUCGAUCUCCCAGCUGUGCAUUUUAUGUGUAUCCACUCGUUCCAUCAGCGUUGCCUCGGGGAUAAUGAGAAGGAGUGUCCUGUAUGUGCUCCUGAAUACAAAUCUGUUCUCGAAACAAAAAGAAGUCUAGAGCAGAACUCCAAAGAUCAGGAUCGGUUCUUCCAGCAAGUUAAAAGUUCAAAGGAUGGUUUUUCUGUGAUUGCCGAGUAUUUUGGGAAGGGGGUGAUCAGCAAAACCACUAAUGGACCCACAGGUGCUUCUUGAUCGGCAGCAGUUCUUCAAGCUGUGACUUAUGAGGGCUGGGAACUAUAGAAACAUGGGAUGGAGCUGAGCAACUUUGGUUUUUCUUCAAUCGGCAUUUUUCGACUGGGAUUGCUGCUGCUGUUUUGUUUCCUAAAAUUUUCUAGUUAGUGAUAUUUUUUGCAGAUCAAAAUGGUAUAUCCUGAAACAAUUUUGUGGAUCUGCAUUAACUCCAAAAAGAAACCGAAAUUUGUGAGUAGAUGGCAUUGUUCUUUGAUAUUUUAUUUCUAAGUCGGGAGUAAAUGGCAUUGUGAUUAUGGAAAGGCUA